Molecule: messenger RNA, 1434 nt
Organism: Necator americanus (New World hookworm)
Lineage: Eukaryota; Metazoa; Nematoda; Chromadorea; Rhabditida; Ancylostomatidae
Exons: 12
Coding region: 1-1434 (477 amino acids)
Biological process (GO): monosaccharide transmembrane transport
Cellular component (GO): membrane
Molecular function (GO): hexose transmembrane transporter activity
Source: RefSeq, a predicted model, not a curated record
AUGGGGAGUCCCACUCUUUUCUCAUCGAACGGUAUUAGACUAUUUAUUCUUGGAUGGAUUUUAACCGCUAUUACUAACUUUCCUGCUGCUUUUACACAUACCUCUGUCAACUCGGCCGUACUUAAAAUGAACGAAUAUUUGAACGAUUCGUUUACGGAUCGUUAUCGACCAUUGGACCAUCAUGAGGUUUCCUUAAUAAAAUCAACUAUAAAUAGUGUUUGGUAUGCUGGACAAGUGGUUGGUGCAGCUAUGAGUCCAUAUGUGUGCGAUAAUUGGGGAAGAAAACCGGCCUACAUUAUCUCAGUGGUACUGAUGACAGCAGCGUGUGGAAUGCAGAUGAUUGCUUCCCUCACACCUUUUCCAGAGAUUUUAAUAGUUGGUCGAAUAAUCACAGCCGUUUUCUCGCCGCUAAGUGAUGCAGCACUUAUUCUCUAUCUUCAGGAAAUUUCGCCCUCUAGCCUCAGGGGUACGAUGUCAUCAUUGUACUCUACAGGUUAUGCUGUAAUGUGUCUUUUCGGGAUGCUUCUCGGACAUGAAGAAGUGCUAGGUCACUCGCUCACAGUUCUCCUAUUCGUACCAGUUAUACCGGGACUGAUUUCUCUGCUGAUAUUGAUUUUCCUGCCAGAAACUCCUAAAUUUUUGAUAAUUUCGCGACAUAAUUUGAAGGCCGCACUUGCUUCGUUACGUUUCUAUCAAGGGGAUCGGGAGGAAUUGCAGGAGGAACUCGACAAAUUGCAAGUUGAAAGCAAACACAGUGAUUCGGGGAGAAAUGAGGGUGGUGUGAAGAUGAUUAUCACCACCAGUCAUCUUCGUCGAGCGUUCACAAUCUCAACCGCCGUUCUUGUCCUAACACUUCCUUUCUAUCCGAUUCUCCAGAACAGCACUUAUUUUUUCACUCAUCUACACGUUCCAAGCGAUAUAGCCCAGACCUGUUCUUCGUUGCUAAUGGUUCUACUUGCAUUCUCUUGCAUUAUCUCAACAUCCAUAGUGGAUAAACUUCCAAGAAGAUUUAUUUUGCUAAAAGCUGGUACAUCAUGCAUGUUCUCACUUACUGCUUUUGUCAUAGCUGCAGAAUACGGCUUCACAUACAUAGCCAUGACUGCCGUAUUCGUUUUCGUCUUCUCUUAUGGUGUUGGAGUUGGUCCUGUCGUGUGGUUCAUCUCUCCAGAGUUGGUGCCGCUACAGUACCGAUCAACAAUGUUCUGCAUGUGCUACGGUGUACAUUCGAUGCUAGUUGUGCUAACUAAUUUUGCUACAUUGCCUUUGAUAGGGGUUAUUGGAGCAGUUUGCUUCGUGCCCAUCUACAUCGUUCCAUGUUCUCUGGCACUCAUCUACGUGUACUUGUACCUACCGGAGACGCAAGGGAGAGAUACGCUGGAUAUUGUCCAGGAACUCAAAAGCCGUGCAGAGAAACGUGAUGCAACAAAUGCUUAA